AUGAACGGUGAGGACUUACCUCGAGAUCAUGGCUAUCCACUACGAUGUAUUGCGCCCGGUGAGGAGACAUUUGAAGUAGCUGGAUAUGCUUGGAGUGGCGGUGGUCGUGGUAUUAUUCGAGUUGAAGUGAGCGCGGAUGGAGGCAAAACAUGGCAGUGCGCUGAGUUGGAGCAAGACGAGAAGCAAGACCUUGACCAUAUGUGGGCUUGGACAUUAUUCCGUGCAAACAUCAAGAUCCCAGAGAAAGUUAAUAAGAUGGAAUUGGUGGUGAAAGCAACUGAUCGGUAUUUCGACAAACGUUUCUAA
Messenger RNA from Strongylus vulgaris, 306 nucleotides. The record is from the annotation of a GenBank genome assembly. Lineage: Eukaryota; Metazoa; Nematoda; Chromadorea; Rhabditida; Strongylidae.